Messenger RNA from Coregonus sp. 'balchen', 11103 nucleotides. The record is from the annotation of a GenBank genome assembly. NCBI's taxonomy places the organism in Eukaryota, Metazoa, Chordata, Actinopteri, Salmoniformes, Salmonidae.
AUGAGCUCCAGUCUGGUCAACUCUCUGGCCAAGGUGUACGACCCCAAACCUCGUCACGGUCAGAAACCAGCCGGGACGAAGCUGACACCCACUGGAUCUGACAAACAACCCUGCACACCGUCCUCAGCCUCUUCCUCCUCCUCUUCUCCGGUCAAUGCUGCAUGGUGCGUCAUGACUGAAAGCCGCAUGGAAUCUCUAAGCAGCAAGAUGGAGCGUCUGCUCAACGUCCAGGAGACUGUCCUCAUCCGGCUGGAUGACCUGUCCCGGGACAUGGGGGGCGUGGGGCGGGAGGUGGCCUCUCUCAGGGCCGGGGGCUGGCGGUCUGGAGGUCUGGGUGGAGUUCAGACCCACGGUGAGACCCAGAACCAGAACCAGGGGGUGACGGUGGAGGGUCAAGCCCAGGAGCUGGCGACUGCCUGCAGGGAGCUCCAGGGGGUGGUGCAGGAGGCCAGCCAGCAGGUGGAGCAGCAGGGGCGGAGGCUGGAGGGGAUGGAGGGGCUGAUGGUGGGCAUACAUCAGGUCAUCAGCUUCAUCGAAGAGGUGGUGAAGAGCUCCCGGCUGGCUAAACUGCUGUUUAAUAAGCCUGGUGGCUGUAGGGGGACUAAGGCAAAGCAGGCCAGGAAGGUGAGGGACACACACCAUGACAGCCUUUAUUUAAUAAAGAAAAUUAAAAGCUUCAGUUGUAAAUCAUAUUCAACCCACUGGGCACACCCUGGUUGAAUCAACGUUGUUUCCAACCUGGAAUAGACAUUAAAUUGUCGUCUGUGCCAAGUGAGUGCUGGCCCCUUUUUUCAUUUUUACACUGGAGCCAGUGCUGGGUUGUAUUUUAUUUGCUACCUUAAAUUACUACUCCACACUGCAUUACCCACCCCAUGCCUUGUCAUAUUAUCUACACAGAAAUGGAGAAGACUGUAGUCACUGUAAAACUACCCAUGGGUUAGGUAUAGGAUUAUCCUUUGCACUUUGUGGGCUACAUUUGAAGUGUCUAGCUAAGGAGUCUAGUCUAUUGUGUUAGUGGAUAACUCUCUGAAUGUGUGACAUGACUCCACAUGAUUCAUCAGUCAACCAGCUGGACAGUUAGCCUUGUGGAGGGAUCUCAACAUAGCCAGCAUUACACCCUUUAACUAACCUUUAACCAUUCUAUGGAAGUCCUAUUCAAGGAUAGGAUAAUAUUGCCCCACCCUAGAACUAAAGGCAACCGGAGUGCUUGUGGGGAUUUUAGAUGACUGGUGUCAAUCUAUCUAGAAGCAGCCACGUAUUUUGGGCAUAACAAAUAUCGAACCGCGUACCAUGUUAUGUGUUUCUGUUUUCUUUGUGCUUAUGUGUUCAUGCUAUGUGUUUACAUUGUGCGUUUAUCAUUGUGUGUCUGUAAGUGUGUGUGUGGCGUGCACGCAAGCGUCUGUCUGUGUGUGUUGAGGUACCAGUAUCAUGUAUUACUGCUGCAUUUUCCCCUGCACUGUGGGGGACUCUGGGUCCUGGGGGUUUCCUGGGUCCUGGGGGGUCUCUGGGUCCUGGGGGUCUCUGGGUCCGGGGGUCGAUGGGUAAAGCAAAUCUAUAAUGUCAGCUUUAUUAUCUUGGCUAGGUCCCAAAUGGCACCCUAUUCCCUAUAUAUAUAUAAUCGAUAUACAGUAUAUAUGGGCCCUGGUCAAAAGUAGUGCACUAUAAAGGGAAUAGGGUGCCAUUUGGGACGUAUCGCUAGUAUCGCCUUCUGGGCCUCUAAUGUUUAGGCACUCUGGUGGAGAGGGGAGGGAGGUGCGGUAUAGAUUACAUGCUAUGUGUGUGUGUGUGUGAUCCCACACAUGUUACGCACGGACAAACACACACACACACACACACACACACACACACAUACACACACACACACACACACACACACACACACACACAGUAGUUGGAGAUGACAUGAAAGCCCUUCUCUGUCCACCAUGACAUGACAACCAUGCUUCAGUUAUGAUGGCAAUCAUAGCAACGGCAACAAACACCUGCAUCUGUUAAUGUGUAGUGAAACAUACAACUCCACCAUUGCUAUCGGAAAUGUGCUACUGUAUACUAGCUCUGUUAUAUAAUACAUGCAUGGAAUAUGAACUUGUAGCUUUCACAGAUCCUUAAAUCGUCCUGGCCAUACGUGCAAAUUGUUGGUAAUAGAAGGUACAAACAAAUGUGCCAAUCUACAGAUGUAGGAUCUUAAUUUGAUCACCCUGUUACAGGAGAACAUUCCUGCAAUGCAGGACAUCGGUAUCCCAUCGGUGUCCCGUACACGGUGUCCCGUACACGGGACGGUUGAGCUAAUGUGCGCUAAUGUGGUUAGCAUGACUGUUGUAAGUAACAGCAAACUUUCCAGGACAUAGACAUGUCUUAUAUUGGCAGAAAGCUUAAAUUCUUGGUAAUCUAACUGCACUGUCCAAUUUACAGUAGCUAUUACAGAGAGAAAAUGCCAUGCUAUUGUUUGAGGAGAGUGCACAACAACAAAAAUCUUAUGGCAACUGGUUUGAUACAUUCACCUCUGAAGGUAAAUAAUGAACUUACAUUCAGUAAUCUUGCUCUGAUUUGUCAUCCUAAGGGUCCCAGAGAUAAAAUGUAGCAUAGUUUUGUUUGAUAAAAUCCAUUUUUAUUUUCAAAUGUAGGAACUGGGUUCUACAGUUUGAACCCCUGCUGUCUCUGGCUCCACACCCACCCUGCCCGGCCACCUAGAUGUGUGAAAAUUACUGUAUAAGCUAAUGAUCCAUCAUGUAUGACAUUCCUGGGAGUGUGUAAACUUACAUUUUGUAUUACCAUAUCAUUUUCCUCUAUAGUUAUGUACUUGAAAAUGUAUCAAUUGACCAAUUCGGCACAUUUGGGCAGACUUGAUACAAAAUAGUCCAGUAUUGCAAUGCUUCACUGGAUCAAUCUGAAACUUUGCACACACACUGCUGCCAUCUAGAGACCAAAAUCUAAAUUGCACCUACACUGCAUUAUUAUGUUGUGGCCUUUCUCUUACAUUUCAAAGAUGACCCCCCCAAAAAAAAAAAAAAAAAAAAAAGAUUUUGGUUUUGUUUGUAUUAUCUUUUACCAGAUCUAAUGUGUUAUAUUCUCCUACAUUAAUUUCACAUUUCCACAAACUUCAAAGUGUUUCCUUUCAAAUGGUAUCUAGAAUAUGCAUAUCCUUGCUUCAGGUCCUGAGCUACAGGCAGUUAGAUUUGGGUAUGUCAUUUUAGGCAAAAAUUUAUAAAAAGGGUCCGAUCCUUAAGAGGUUAAAGUGUAUAUGUCUCCUCCUCUCUCCCUGUCAGCUGAAGGACAAUGUGAUGAGGGAUGGAAAAGACAAGGCCAAACUCAGCCUGAAAGGCCAGAAAUCCCAGAAGAAGAAGAAGCCUCCACAUGCAUCAGGUAGCAGAGAUAAACACACCACCUUCACCUCAACUUGUAACACAAUAAAGCAGUCAAAUAAAUGUAAGUAAAAUAGAGCAGCAGUGCUUCAUUGGUAAUAGAUGUCUAAUGAGGGGUACUCUUUGUCCCUCCUCAGACAACGUAGAGGCCCUUCUUCUAGACCAGGUGGAGAAGCUCAACAGGCAGAAUGCUGAGCGUUCUCAUGGUAACGGGGUGGUUCUGGACAUGCUCCGCGCCCCCGUCGUCCAACCAGAGGACCUGGAGGAUCUAGAGGGGGAGGAGGAGGAGAAGAGGAGAACCCCUGAGCGGGAGGAAGAGCAGAGGGCCAGGGAGGAAGAGGAGGAAGAGGAGGGGGAUAUAUUUGGUGAAUCUGAGCCUGAGGAAGAGGAGGGGAGGGAGGAACAAGUUGGAGAGGAAGAGGUGGAGAAGAGAAUGGAAGGAGGGGAAGAAGAGUCAUCAUUGUCACCAGAACCUCUAGAAAGGUACCUUUUCAAACUCAACCCAUCUUUUGACAUUACUAUGACUGUAAAUUGCAACUUCUGUAUACUGUACGCUUACCAAAAUAACUACUGGCUAAUUACUUAACACAAUUAAUAGUUGUUUUGAUAUUUGUUUGAUGUUUGUUUGUUAUUUAGCUCUGAGGAGUUAAGUGAAGUGGCCACCAGCAGUAAAAACUGUGUCACAGAGGAGGACCUGCUGAAAGAUGAACUGAAAAAGAGCAGAGUGGAGGAGAGGAAAGAGGAGGAGGAUGAAGAGGGAGGAGUACCUGAGGGGGCAGAGCCUCAGGCUGCCCAAUCAAAGGCAGAGAAGAUGAAGGAGGAAGAAAAGGUGGACGACGGACAGCCAGAAGAGUACAUCAUUGGUGAGGUUCAUCAUUUCACAGAAAUGGAAACUGACAAAAGUUUGAAAACAAAGCAGGAAGCUAAUUUGUGGCAACAUUCCUAAAAUAAAAUAUAGUAUUGUCAUAUAUUCUGUAAAUGAAGUCUCUUGAUAUUAUCCUGGGUUGGCAAGCAGGCUGAAAAACAGUCAGAAACCCUAACUACUACUGACUUCCUAGUUAGGGACAUUAGACUUUCAGUCAUUCACCACACAGAUGACAUUACUUAACCACACCAUGCAUGUUUGUAAGUCACAAACAUGUCACAGCUGGCAAAUUGGAUUAUGAAAUGCUGGCAUGAGACCAUAUGAUCCGUUUAGUUACUAAGAGAGAACAGACACUAAUCUAUCUCCUGUAUGCUCCCUAUCCACUCUUCUGUCACCUCACUCCAUUUCCCUUAUCCCUCACUCCCUACCUCCCUCUCCUUUUCCCCAUCGCUCUCCUCCAUCCAUCCAUCCAUCCAUCCAUCCAUCCAUCCAUCCAUCCAUCCAUCCAUCCAUCCAUCCAUCCAUCCAUCCCUCUCUCUCUCUCUCUCUCUCUCUCUCUCUCUCUCUCUCUCUCUCUCUCUCUCUCUCUCUCUCUCUCUCUCUCUCUCUCUCUCAUCUCCAGACUCUACCCCUCCGCCAGCAGCCCCCUUUGACCACCGCAUUGUGACUCCAAAGCCUCACCAGAUUGCUACCUUCUACGCCAUUAACAGAGAAGAGGUCCUAGGAGGGUGAGUCAGGAGGAGAGUGAGAGAGAGUGAGAGAGAGAGAGAGAGAGAGAGAGAGAGAGCGAGAGACAGUGAGAGAGAGUGUGAGAGAGAGACAGAGAGAGAGAAUGGGAGAGACAAAGAGAGAGAGACAGAGAGAGAGAGAGAGAGAGAAGAGAGAGAGAGAGAGAGAGAGAGAGAGAGAGAGAGAGAGAGAGAGAGAGAGAGAGAGAGAGAGAGAGAGAGAGAGAGAGAGAGAGAGAGAGAGAACCAUCCCUACAAUGACAACCCAAUUAAAGCCUGAUAUAGAAGAGUAAACAUGACUAUAAUGUUAUUGUUAGCUUAGCUCUAUUGUACGUUGAGGCAAAAAGGACAGGGUGUUAUAAAGCAUCAAUGUUAUUAAUCUCGGCCCCCAGAACCAAAGCAGCUCCUCAUCUUUAAUGUUAAGGCUGCCACAAGAGACUACACUGUUUAUGAACUUGUUUCUCUGUAUGUGAUUGUGGGUUCAUAGGGGACGUUUUGGACAAGUCCACAAAUGUGUGGAGAACUCUUCUGGACUGACGCUGGCUGCCAAGAUGAUCAAAGCCAGGAGCCAGAAAGAAAAGGUAAGGACCUAAAUAAUCGAAACGUGAGACCUGAAACAGUACUUGAUUAUAGGCCUCCCAGGUAUACAUUUCUGACAUUGAUACUGUAUCAUAUGCCAUGUAGCAUGGGUGCUUCCCAUAUGGCACCCUAUUCCCUAUCAAGUGCAACUUUUGACCAGGGCCCUGGUCAAAGGUAGUGCACUACAUAGUGAAUAGGGUAUCAUUUGGAACGAAGCCAUUAAUAUCAGAUGUACAGUAUGCGUCCAAUUAAGAUGGAUGGAUAUUUUAUCAUAGCACAAAAGUAAUAGAAUACGAUUUUAAAGUAGAUAAUGUGUUUCUGUCCGUCUGUCUGUCCGUCCGUCUGUCUGUUUGUCUGUGUGUGUCUGUUUCUGUGUCUGUCUUUCUGUCCGUCUGUAAUGUGUUUCUGUACGUCUGUCUGUCUGUGUGUGUGUGUCUGUCUUUCUGUCCGCCAUUAAUAUCAGAUGUACAGUAUGUGUCCCAUGUCCCCACCACCAUUAAGAUGGAUGGAUAUUUUAUCAUUGCACAUAAAUAAUAGAAUACGAUGUUAUAGUAGAUAUAGCUUCAUCGCCCUCAUAUCCAUGGCACAUGUGGCAGUAUGUCAGAGUCAGUCUCAUCUUCUGCUUUCCUAUGGUCAGCUGAGUAUAACAUGGGAGAUAAGAUUGCCGACUAAUGUAGUGCAUAGCUGGUUGAUUACGUUAUCAUGUCAGAUAUUCACAAAGUAGUUAGCCCACCAAUGCCACGGCCAAAGCCAAAGCUGGCUCAGGUUGCUGUGUGAUACUGUAGGUCUCAAUUACGGAUCCCGUUGACACUGUCUGUGUGUGUCUGUUUCGGUGUCUGUCUUUCUGUCUGUCUGUAAUGUGUUUCUGUCCAUCUGUCUGUCUGUCUGUUUCUGUGUCUGUCUUUCUGUCCGUCUGUAAUGUGUUGCUGUCCGUCUGUCUUUCUGUUUGUCUGUGUGUGUCUGUUUCUGUGCUUGUCUUUCUGUCCGUCUGUAAUGUUUCUGUCUGUCCGUCUGUCUGUCUGUAUGUCUGUCUGUCUGUCUGUUUCUGUGUCUGUCUUUCUGUCCGUCUGUAAUUGUUUCUGUCCGUCUGUCUGUCUGUGUGUGUCUGUUUCUGUGUCUGUCUUUCUGUCCGUCUGUAAUGUUUCUUUCCGUCUGUCUGUCUAUGAGUUGUAAUGUGUUUCUGGCUGUCUUUCUAAUGUUGAAUAUGUUGUUCUGUUUCCCAGGAUGUGGUGAAGAAUGAGAUCCAGGUGAUGAACCAGCUGAACCACGCUAACCUUAUUCAGCUCUACGCCGCCUUUGAAUCACGCCACGACAUCAUCCUCGUCAUGGAAUAGUGAGUCCCUCCCUGUGUGUGUGUAUUUCUCCUCUCUGCACUAUACCAUACAGUAUCUCUACUCUUUAAAUCCCAGUGUGGGACUGUAAUUCCUCUCUCUCUACUGUAGUCUAUGAUGACUGACUGUCUCUCCUCUCCUCUCUAUGUAGUGUGGAUGGCGGGGAGCUGUUCGACCGGAUCAUAGAUGAGAACUACAAGCUGACAGAGCUGGACACAGUGCUGUUUAUCAGGCAGAUCUGUGAGGGACUACAGUACAUGCACAGGAUGUACAUCCUACAUCUAGACCUCAAGGUAGGACUCACCUUAGCUCCCUAGUUGCAUAUCCUCAUCACUCUGUUACUCUGUUACUUUCUCCCUCGCUUCCCCCCUUCUCUCUCUUUCUCCCUCUCUCUCUCCCUCACUCUCUCACUGUCCUAUAGUUUUUUGUCUGUUUCUAUACAACCUUCCCCAUUGCACUCUUUUAACACUUUACCUUUCUAUAGCUGUCUCAUCUCCAUCUUCCUGUCAUUAUAGCAUAAUAGCUUAGCAAUGAUGCAAAUAAUUGCAUGCUGUUAUUUCCUUUGUCUCACUGUCUUGCGUUCUUCAAUAUCAUUUCCUAGCCCGAGAAUAUUCUGUGUGUGAGCAGAGCUACAAACAAGAUCAAAAUUAUUGACUUCGGGCUCGCCAGGAGGUAAGGUUCAAUUACCAGUGGUUCCUGGCUUGAUACAGGGCGGAAGGUAGCCUAGCGGUUAAGAGUGUUGGGCCAGUAACCGAAAGGUCGCUGGUUCAAAUCUUCAAGCCAACUAGGUGAAACAUAUGCUGAGGUGCCCUUGUGCAAGGCACUUAACCCUAAUUGCUCCUGUAAGUCGCUCUGGAUCAGAGUCUCUGCUAAAUGACUAAAAUGUCAUCUGUUAACUUUCUUCUCUCGUCCUUCUUGCUUUCUUAGGUAUAAGCCCAGGGAAAAGCUGAGGGUGAACUUCGGAACGCCGGAGUUCCUGGCUCCGGAAGUCAUCAACUAUGAGUUUGUCUCAUUCCCUACGGACAUGUGGAGUCUGGGGGUCAUCACAUACAUGCUGUGAGUCCUGAUAUCCACUAACCGUUACAUUGCUGGGGGUCCUGAUAUCCACAUUGCUGGGGGUCCUGAUAUCAACAUUAUUGGGGGUCCUGAUAUCCACUAACCGUUACAUUUCUGAGGGUCCUGAUAUCCACUAACCGUUACAUUACUGGGGGUCCUGAUAUCCACUAACCGUUACAUUACUGGGGGUCCUGAUAUCCACUAACCAUUACAUUCUUGUGCUCACAUAUUGUACCUGUUUUUAUAGUUUUUAUUUAACCAGGAAAAUGGCCUAGAGGUUAGAAAUCUCUUUUGCGAAGGGGACCUCAGAAGAAGUCAGCAGGUAGUAGUCAGUGUGUACAUACACAACCCAGGAACAAACUAUACAAUACAUCCUUUUCUCCAGGCUGACAGGUCUGUCUCCAUUCCUGGGGGACGAUGACAAUGAGACUCUGAACAACAUCCUGGCCUGUCAGUGGAACUUUGAGGAGGAGGAGUUUACAGACAUCUCUGAGGAGGCCAAAGACUUCAUCACACGCCUGUUGGUCAAGAGCAAGAGGUGAGGGGUACCGUGUGUGUGUGUGUGUGUGUGUGUGUGUGUGCAUGUGUGUGUGUUGACAACUGUGUUGUAGUUCUCUAAAGUUGUAUUAUUAUUCAGUUGUGGACCUGUGUAUCCCUGUGAUAGUGUGUGUUCUAAUCACGCAUGUGUGUGUUUGUGUGUGUUCUCUAGUUGGAGGAUGAGUGCCUCACAGUCACUGAAACAUUCCUGGCUGUCGGAUCGCAAUCUUCACUAUCGCCUGCAUCAGAGGGUAGAACAAACACACACACACACACACACACACACACAUACACAUACACACACACACACACACACACACACACACACAGAGACACAGAGACACAGACACAGACACACACACACACACACACACACACACACACACACACACAGACACAGACACAGACACAGACACACACACAUACAUACAUACACAUACAAGUAUAGUUAAACAUGUCCACACACACACAUACACAUACACACACACACACACACACACACACACACACACACACACACACACACACACACACAUGGAUGGAUUAAACCCAUUUUUAUCCCAAAACACCAAUAUUGUGAAUAUACUGUACCUUUUUCUUACAGAAAAAUAAGUGCCACUCAACACACCCUUACCCUCCCCGAAGAUCUAGACAAGUAAGCCCUGAAAACUACCCAGCUCACCAUAUCACAAACCUUCAUCUUCAACUACUGUAUACCGUACAUCUACACUGAACAAAAAUAUAAAUGCAUCAUGUAAAGUGUUGGUCCCAUGUUUCAUGAGUUGAAAUAAUAAAUCCCAGAAAUUGUCCAUAUGCACAAAAAGCGUAUUUCGCUCUGAUUUUUUUGCACAAAUGUGUCUACAUCCCUGUUAGUGAGCAUUUCUCAUCUUCCAAGAUAAGCCAUCCACCUGAUAUGUGUGGCAUAUCAAGAAGCUGAUUAAACAGCAUGUUCAUUACACAGGUGCACUUUGUGCUGGGGACAAUAAAAGGCGACUUUAAAAUGUGCAGUUUUGUCACACACACAAUGCCACAGAUGUCUCAAGUUUUGAGGGAGCAUGCAAUUGUCAUGCUGACUGCAGGAAUGUCCACCAGAGCUGUUGCCAGAGAAUGUAAGGUUCAUUUCUCUACCAUAAGUUAAAUGUAUGCACGCAUGACUGUAAGUCGCUUUGGAUAAAAGCGUCUGCCAAAUGGCAUAUUAUUAUUAUAUUAUUAUUAUAAGUUGCCACCAACGUCAUUUUAGAAAAUUUGGCAGUAUGUCCAACCGGCCUCACAACCGCAGACCAUGUGUAACCACGCCAGCCCAGGACCUCCACAUCCGGCUUCUUCACCUGCAGGAUCGUCUGGGCCUCGCUCCCCAGUGGGUGGCCCACCUAUGGCUGCACUCCUGCCCAGUCAUGUGCAAUCCAUAGAUUAGGGCCUAAUGAAUUUAUUUAAAUUGACUGAUUUCCUUACAUGAACUGCAACUCAGUAAAAUCUUAGAAAUUGUUGCAUGUUGCGUUUAUAUUUCUGUUCAAUAUAUAUUCACAAGUAUACUGUAGACGCCAAACAAUGGGGUUUUAUUGUCUCUCUUUUGUGUUGGUUUAGUCUCCCAUCCAGAACGAGAGUCCCCUCCAAAAUGACUCCCAAGACCCUGUGGGCGCCUUAUGAUGAUACGGGGUCGGUGCCUUUUGAUGACACUGGGGCCAGGGCCCAACACUGGACCAACACUGCCGUACCUCUAUGGCUACUGGAUUACUGCUCUCUACUCUGCCUCGCAUCCUUUAGCUUAGCUCUGCAGCUUGUGUAACGCAGUUAACAACGUACCGUAAACACACUGGACAGCUAGCCUAAAAUGUCGCCAAUGGCGCUAUCGAUAGCUCCAACGGUUGGUACGUUGUCAAGGAGGGCGGUCACUAUAAAAUGCACUUUAAUGUAUCACUAUCAAAUACAAACAGAACCACUUUUUCAACAAUCAUAUUUAUUACAUUUUCAGCUUACUGUGGAUUUCAAAUAACUUAACAUAGGCCUAGUUUACCAAGUCUUAUCAUACCAUUGCAUUUUUAUUUGUUUGUUGGGUUUUGAUUUAAAAUAAAGGUUUGGGUGCAAUUUAUUUUCCUGGUAUUGUAAAGCUUUAGUUUCUACAGAGUUAGGAAUUCAUUUUCACACACCUUUCUCCUUGAUUUGCCCCAUCAAACUUUAAAUAGAUCACAUUCAUUAAAAUAAAUAAAUCGUUAUUAAUCCAGGUAAGCAUAAACUUGUCGAUAUUAGACAUUAUUCCUCAUUAGACAUUAUUACCUCCUUCUGCUGCUCUUCCCGUUGCUACUGACGUUCAUUUCUCCUGGAGCCGCUGCUGUGAAUAUACUGUAAAAGCGCCUCUUCUGUGCAUGCAUGCUGUUCGCUUGACCCCAACAUUUUACCUUUCUUUGCUUUCGCCCUUUGGAGUAGCCCUCUCACCUUCCAUGAAGGCAUAUUACUGAUCAACAAAACACUACCUAUAUGAUUUCAUAAUUCAUGUUUAUCGCUGAAGUUAGUAGCCUAAGUGCCAGACUGUUUGUGCUGUCAUGCCAACUCCUUGUCACUCCUUGUCAUGCCACAUAUUUGCACUACCCUUCCGACUGGGCAGACAAUGAAAUUACGUUGACCCAACAUGGAAUAGACGUUGAAUU